AAGUGUUAGCCAGCCACAUUUGAGGUGGAAUUCGCACAUUGUAGUUUGCUUUGAUUUUUAAGUUUCAGUAUUUACCUUUUCACAAUACCGGGCCGGCUUUGGAAGGGGGUUCUGUAACUGCGUUGUUAGAAAAUUCAACUCGCUGUAAAAGUAGACAUUUAGACGCUAACGGUUCCUUCAACUGGUCGACGUAUGCUAGCUGCUAGCUAAGGAGUAAGCUCGAGAGCUACUCUGUUUAAAUUCUGCAUAAACUAUCGGUCAGUGGUUGCUCUCGGUCAUUGUGCAAUAACAUAUUUAGAAUAUGGACUCUGCUGCCAAGCUGAAGCAGACAAAGGACCUGAAACUUCAAAGGCCUGAAAUGAAGUACAACUGUGAUGGACCAAAGCGGGUUCCUGUGUCACAACAGCCACAGGUGGACGUUGUUAAACCAGCUCAGCAUCAGCGUGUCCUAGGUCUUUCAAAUGGACCUCAGCGCCUUCAGCGUCCUGUGAGCCAUCAGAAACCAGUGUCUCAUGUCUCUGUUGCUGUCAAGUCCACAUACAACGCUGAUCAGAAUGUGAACCCAGCUACUCAGAAAGGAAAUCCUGCUACUCAGAAAGGAAAUCCUGCACCACAGCCCAAGCGUCCCUCCCAGCAAAACCAGCCAAAGACAUAUGUGCCCAAGGUGAACCCAGAGUCGGCCAAACCACCAUCAGAAUCCGCGAAGCCAGAGAAACCACAGAACAAACCUGCCGAGAAGGAUUCCUCAAACUCCUCUGCAUCAAGCAAGCGAUGGAGCCUGGAAAAUUUCGAAAUUGGCCGUCCCUUAGGAAAGGGUAAAUUUGGCAAUGUCUACUUGGCCAGAGAGCGGCAGAGCAAGUUCAUCUUGGCCCUCAAGGUGCUCUUCAAGAAGCAGCUGGAGAAGGCCGGGGUGGAGCACCAACUGAGGAGAGAAGUAGAAAUCCAAUCUCACCUCAGACACCCCAAUAUCCUGCGUCUCUAUGGUUACUUCCAUGACCCGUCUCGUGUGUAUCUCAUCCUUGAGUUUGCACCUAAAGGUGAACUGUACGGUGAACUGCAGCGCUGUGGAAGUUUUUCCGAGGACAGAAGUGCCACAUACAUCAUGGAGCUGGCAGAUGCCCUCAACUAUUGCCACUCCAAGAAUGUGAUCCACAGGGAUAUCAAACCAGAGAACCUGUUGCUAGGGGCCAAUGGAGAGCUGAAAAUUGCUGAUUUUGGCUGGUCUGUUCACACACCUUCCUCCAGGAGAUCCACGCUGUGUGGAACACUGGACUACUUGCCUCCGGAGAUGAUUGAGGGGAAAACUCAUGACGAAAAGGUGGACCUGUGGAGUCUGGGCGUCCUUUGCUAUGAGUUCCUAGUUGGAAGGCCCCCCUUUGAAUCAAAAAGUCACGAGGAGACCUACCGCAGGAUAUCGAGGGUGGAGUACACUUACCCUGCACAGGCCAAUAUCAGUGCUGGAGCAAAAGAUUUAGUUGCCAGGCUACUGAAGCACAACCCUAUGCACAGACUGCCCAUCCAGGGAGUCCUGUCCCACCCCUGGGUGGUUGAGUCCUCCACAAAGAAGCCCACAACCCUGAACAAUGAGGAGCCCAGACAAUGAGCCUCUCCACCUCCACCGAGCAUGUUAGGGUGGAGUAAUACAGAAUACCAGCUGUACAAAGGUGUGAAACAUGAACACCUUCAGAAUCUGCUUGUACUGCUAUGUUGACAACAAAAUCCCUUGAUGUCAGUGUUUUUUGUCUGCAGGUCUGCAGGCAUCUUGAGCCACAGGAUUACCUUUUUCUUAUCUUUUAUCUUCUUACCACAUUUCCUUGUCUUACCAGUGGCAUUCUUUUGCCUGUAAAUAUUUCACUGUUUUUGUGUAAUUAUGAAAUUUUAUUGAGUCAAGUUUUUUGAAAUGCCAUUACUUGAAAUAAAAAAUAAAUUAUCUUUCGUGGAAUAUGUCACUUUAGAAAGAGGCUGUAUAUGUGUUCUGUUGGGGAGAAGACUUAUGUUUCUGUGCAUUUCAAGCUCUAAGUACUUGCUUACAAGACUUUGCACUGAUGUCUAUGAGUGAGAUGCUCCCAUUUUCAUCCAAGUACCGUUUAACCUGGCCACUAGAGGGCGCUAGCACACCACUAGAUUGAAUUGGGAGCAUGCUGCAGAUUUUAGUCAGUACUAAUUCUACUGACUGUUAAUAUCUGUUCAGUGCAGUGAA
Messenger RNA from Chelmon rostratus (copperband butterflyfish), 2200 nucleotides. It is a transcript of the gene aurka, whose product is annotated as aurora kinase A. Gene Ontology annotation, cellular component: spindle pole centrosome; spindle microtubule; chromosome passenger complex. Gene Ontology annotation, molecular function: protein kinase activity; ATP binding. Gene Ontology annotation, biological process: mitotic spindle organization; protein phosphorylation; regulation of cytokinesis. The transcript has 9 exons. Lineage: Eukaryota; Metazoa; Chordata; Actinopteri; Chaetodontiformes; Chaetodontidae. Bases 302 to 1603 code for a protein of 433 amino acids. The record is from RefSeq and is a predicted model, not a curated record.